This is a messenger RNA of Lathyrus oleraceus (garden pea), 708 nucleotides long. RefSeq lists its product as uncharacterized. The record is from RefSeq and is a predicted model, not a curated record. Bases 1 to 708 code for a protein of 235 amino acids. NCBI's taxonomy places the organism in Eukaryota, Viridiplantae, Streptophyta, Magnoliopsida, Fabales, Fabaceae. The transcript has a single exon.
AUGGAACUGGGAAGGAGGAAUACCAAGAAAUACACUUUCAAAUGUUUUGACUUAACAGAGUUGAAGAAGCUUGGUUCUAUGAUAGUUAGUCCAGAGGAUUUCAGAGCUCAGUAUGGAAGACUUAUGGGUAUCUUGAAGACUAAGGUUGAAGAUGGAGUUCUCAACACACUGGUACAAUUUUAUGAUCCACUCUACCAUUGCUUCACAUUUCCAGACUACAAGCUUAUGUCUACUCUAGAAGAAUACUCUUAUUGGUUUGGUUUGCCAGUCUCUGACAAAUUACCAUUCAGUGGUUCAGAGAAGACCCCUACAUCAGCAGCUAUUGUAGAAGCACUUCACCUAGAAACGUCUGUUGUGAAGGACAACUUCUCUAAAAAAGGAGGGAUUCUAGGUCUAACCUCUAGAUUCUUGUUGGAGAAAGCCUUUAUCUUUGUAGAAGCAGAUAGUAGAGAUGCCUUUGAAGCCAUUUUUGCUCUACUCAAUUAUGGAAUUGUACUCUUCCCAAACAUUGAUAACUUCAUAGAUGUUAAUGCUAUACGAAUCUUCUUAAUUGGUAACCCAGUACCCACAUUACUUGGAGAUACCUACCAUUCUAUCCAUCACAUGACUAAGAAAGGUGGUGGAACCAUUCUUUGUUGUGCACCUCUCCUAUAUAAGUGGUUUAUUUCUCACUUGCCCAGAUCCAGGCUCUUCAGGGAGAAUCCGUAG